Molecule: messenger RNA, 2968 nt
Organism: Hippocampus comes (tiger tail seahorse)
Lineage: Eukaryota; Metazoa; Chordata; Actinopteri; Syngnathiformes; Syngnathidae
Gene: skor1b
Product: SKI family transcriptional corepressor 1b
Exons: 8
Coding region: 274-2469 (731 amino acids)
Biological process (GO): negative regulation of BMP signaling pathway; negative regulation of transcription by RNA polymerase II
Cellular component (GO): nucleus; cytoplasm; transcription regulator complex
Molecular function (GO): SMAD binding; RNA polymerase II cis-regulatory region sequence-specific DNA binding; DNA-binding transcription factor activity, RNA polymerase II-specific
Source: RefSeq, a predicted model, not a curated record
GCGCGUUCUCGCAGUUGAACGCGCUCGUGCUGUAACUCAAACCAGGCGCACACAUGCAACGACGGUGGGAGGGAGGCAGUGAGUGGAGUGGACUGGAGUGAGUGAGGGAGGCAAGAAGGCGGUGCACGGAGUCCCAUCACUAAAACAAACACCCCAGCAGCAUCCGACACACUCCUCGCUUUUUUUCCCCGAACACGCGUGUGACGGCGGCCGUGUGGUGCACGACGAGAGAGGCGCUGCACCAGCACCGAAUAGCUUGCACUCUCCAGCAACAUGGAACCCAUUCCAGCGGGCCGCGAUUCCAGCUCUUCACCGGGCUCCAAGCAAGAACUUUCCUACCCGCCGUCCAACAACCUGAAGCCCAACCAAGUGGGCGAGACGGUGCUGUACGGAAUACCCAUCGUGUCUCUGGUCAUAGACUGCCAGGAGAGGCUGUGCCUGGCUCAGAUCUCCAACACCUUGUUGAAGAACUACAGCUACAACGAGAUCCACAACCGACGCGUGGCGCUGGGCAUCACCUGCGUGCAGUGCACCCCAGUCCAACUGGAGAUCCUCCGCAGGGCCGGCGCCAUGCCCAUCUCAUCCCGGAGGUGCGGCAUGAUCACCAAACGUGAGGCCGAGAGACUCUGCAAAUCCUUUCUGGGGGCUCACUCGCCUCCCAAACUGCCAGAAAAUUUCGCCUUCGACGUGUGCCACGAGUGCGCGUGGGGCAGCCGUGGCAGCUUCAUUCCGGCCAGGUACAACAGCUCCAGGGCCAAGUGCAUCAAGUGCUCCUACUGCAACAUGUAUUUCUCCCCAAAUAAAUUCAUCUUCCAUUCGCACCGCACGCCGGAGUCCAAGUACACGCAGCCGGACGCGGCUAAUUUCAACUCGUGGAGGCGACACCUUAAAUUAACCGAUAAAAACAGCCAAACGGAUGUGUUACACGCGUGGGAGGACGUGAAGGCCAUGUUCAACGGGGGCAGCCGCAAGAGGACGCUGCCAGGCUGCGGGUCGGAGUCCGGCUCGCCUCUGAAGUCCCACGGUCCGAACCUCCACCGACAGUCCCCGGAGAUCCCCGCCAAGAUUCUCAACUGCGAGGACAACCGGGUGAGCGUGGGCCCGCGCAGCUACCCGGUCAUCCCGGUGCCCAGUAAAGGCUUCGGGAUCCUACAGAAAAUCCCGCCGCCGCUCUUCCCGCACCCGUACGGAUUCCCGGCGUUCGGACUCUGCCCGAAAAAAGACGACAGCAUCGUGGGCGAGCCAAGCAAGGCGAGCCUCCCGGGAGUCCUGUGGUCCGGUACCAAGGACAGCGCCUACCCGUCCUUCCCGGUCUUCUGGCCCGCUGCGGGCCCCCUCCCCAUGCCUCCUUACUCCCAGGGCCCACACAAACCUCCACCCGAGAUGCUACCUCUCCACAGACACGUCGACGUGGACAUUUCCGAGUCCACCGACACGUCCAAAGACAGCCUGGCCGACAACGACCGCUGCUCCAGCACCCAGUCGACGCGGAACGACGACGACAAGUCCGGGGAUGAGGCGAGGCCACUCGAGGGGCCCACCCUGGCCCCACGCAAGGCCAGCUACGUGUCCGCCUUCCGGCCCGUGGUGAAGGACGCGGACUGCAUCGCCAAGUUGUACGGCAGCAGAGGAGCCUACACUCGAACCGGCUACUUAUCACCCGACUUUUUAAGCGAGAGCUCCAGUUAUCGCUCCGUGUCUCCGUGCGUGGACAGCGAAGGCGAGGCGGACGUGGACGUGGAGACCAGUAAAACACCCGAGGACGAGGAGCCUUGCAGACCCCUGUCCUUGAUGGGUCCUCGAAGCCCCCCGGGGCUCACCCACGGCGUGUCCCCGAGCGACUCGGACUGCAAGGUGGCACCGCAGGAAAUAGAUCUGCUCGAGUCCCAGAAAGUGGGCCCACGCGUCGCUCCGCAGUCCUGCGACCGAGAAGUGCAGAGCAAACAGUUAGCACCGUUUAGCCAAGUUUACACACAAGAGAGGAGCGAGUUGCAACCUCGGAGCAGUCCUUAUCAUUUCAGACCUGCAAGCUACCAACCUGCGGAGCUUUCAAUUCAUGAUGAGACUACAAGCAAAGAGGAGCCGUCGUCCACGGUGGAGGAGGUGGAAAGCAAAUCUUUACUGGAACAAAGCAGCGACGAAAACCAGCAAGAGCAGGAUGAAGACGAAGAGUCAGCAAGAGCUUUGCACGCACAAAGAGGCAUUCGGACUCUUGCAAAAGAGGAACUACAGAAGCAACUGUUCGAGCAGGUCGAAUUGAGGAAAAAACUGGAACGUGAAUUUCAACAUUUAAAAGAUAACUUCCAGGAUCAAAUGAAAAGAGAACUAUCCUACAGGGAGGAGAUGGUCCAGCAGCUGCACAUCGUCAGAGAAGCUCACGACGCCUUGCACCAUUUCUCCUGCAAGAUGUUAACUCCUCGCCACUGCACGGGGUCGUGCACCUUCAAGUCUCCUCUGCUCCCACCGUGACGCACGCAAAGACUCAAACUCAGCGGGGAAACUUCCACUCGACGCUGUGAGGAAUAGACUCAUUUGUCGUUGUGAUAUUUAUUUAAAAAAACAAAAUGUGUACUGUCCAGCAUUUUGUGACGCUCUCCUUUGAUUUCAACGAAAACCAUUGAUAUUUAUUAUUUGUGGCAACGUGCAAUGAUAAUGUAUGUAAUCUAAGUUGUAAUAGUUAAUAGAGGUUGUUAUUUCUCUGAGUGAUAACUUAUUCAUAAAGUCUGGUGGAUUUUUUUUUUUUUUACUUACAUUUGUGGUUCUUAAUUGUCCUCACGCAGGCCGGUCGCUGACUUUAUUUUGGACAUCAUGCACUUUAAAUGAGUGAAACCAUGACAAGACUAUUAAAAUUAUUUGCUGCGGAAGACGUGACUUUUGAAGACUUGCAGACAAGUUGUGAAGCCCACGACUUUGUCUUUUAAAGCACAUAUUCGAUUCAACUGUUCAUGUGGUAUUUGUUUACACCCCC